AUGCCAUGUCAUGAUCCUGCUCAGUAUGUUACUACGAGAACUGAUUUUGCAGAUCGUGAGGGAGAUCAAGCUCUUUACGGGUUUCUUGAUGGACACUGGGAAGUCAAAGUUCCUGAAGAAGAAAUGCCACCCAAAUUUCCGGAACCCACAAUCAUCAUUAACGUUCCCAAAGAUGAUAAGCCGUUUGAAGAAUGGCUAUUCAACGUUGUUGCCUUCAGUGAUGCAUGGUUGCUUUCUAUGAUGACCCACUAUGCUAAAAGUCUCAAGUUUAGCAAGGCUGAUAGGUCUGUUUGGUGGAAGAGUCAAGAGCCCGAGCACUCUUCUAAAUUGACUUUCUUGGGAUGGCUUUUCAGUACGAUAAGAAAGCUUCCAACAGUACUUGAGGUUGUGAAGGAGGUGAAGCCAGCACCAGCAGUCCUGAAUAAUAGCAGCUGCCAUACUGGCCCUAACUCCGAGAAUCAGAGAGAUUCAGAACUGCACAGCGAGAGCCAUCUGGUAGCCGUUCAUCCGAAGCCUGAGGAUCAGGAUAAGUUGGCAUUGCAAGAAGAGCACAAAGAUGAACCUGGAGGAGACAGAUGUGCAAUCCCUAGCGGGAUUUAUAUUUGGAGCGUGUCCUGGAUCAUUUGUAAAGUUUGCAAGAAGUGGGUGCAAAUGCAAAAAAAUUGA
Messenger RNA from Punica granatum (pomegranate), 666 nucleotides. The record is from RefSeq and is a predicted model, not a curated record. Lineage: Eukaryota; Viridiplantae; Streptophyta; Magnoliopsida; Myrtales; Lythraceae.